Messenger RNA from Astrephomene gubernaculifera, 682 nucleotides. NCBI's taxonomy places the organism in Eukaryota, Viridiplantae, Chlorophyta, Chlorophyceae, Chlamydomonadales, Astrephomenaceae. The record is from the annotation of a GenBank genome assembly.
AUGAGUCUACAAUUUACCCUGGGUCGCUCCCAGGUUAAGCAUUUCAAGACAGCUCUACAAACCCUUAAUAAGAUUGGCGGGGAGCUCCUUAUUGAGGCCACGCCUGGGCAGCUCAUACUGCGAAGCAUAAACACAGCGAAAUCGGCGUUUCUCUCCGUUACCUACUUCAGUCGCUUUUUUGAAAGCUACGAUAUAUUCGACACGGAAUGCGUUCAGUCGGUAGUCCUCAGCAAGAAUGUCCUUGCGCUCUUCCGGUCCUUCAAAAUCUCACAAAUCGUGGUCGCUCUGGACACCACGACCGCCCGGAUGCAGGCCAACGUCCACAACGAAGAAGGCCUGGUCAAGCGCUACGUGUUCAACUGCCUGGAUGGCGAGGUGCUGCAAGCCAAUGUGGACCGAGACACCUGCCCCAUCGUGGUCGUGGCGGAGGCCUCCGAACUGGACAAGCUGCUCUCCUCCUUCCAGCACACCUUGGAGGAGAUCACGCUGAUUGCCAACCCGCUGUCAGCAGCCUCCGUGGCAAACGGGCACAAGGCGUGUGAGCUGCGCAGCUUCGUGGACCCGCUGAAAGGCGGCCAGGAGUCAGCCCUCCAGACCAGCAUGACCCUCGACACGCGCUCCGUCUUCACCUCCUACUCGCACGCCUCGCACGAGGCUGCUGACGUCACCUUCAAUGUACGGG